This is a messenger RNA of Uranotaenia lowii, 3708 nucleotides long. RefSeq lists its product as uncharacterized. Lineage: Eukaryota; Metazoa; Arthropoda; Insecta; Diptera; Culicidae. The coding region runs from base 247 to 3300 and encodes 1017 amino acids. The record is from RefSeq and is a predicted model, not a curated record. The transcript has 2 exons.
CGUUGAAUAGCGCGCGGUUUAGUUUUUUUCGGAUUAUUUUUUCGAGUGUUUUUUGACAGCGCGGAGUCUGGGAGGAAACGUUAUGAAUAAGUUGUGCAUCUCGUUGGGAUAAUUCGGUUCAACAAACUUCAAUGUAAAGAGAUUAUCAUUGAUCGAUGAGCGUGAAAGUUCAAACUGAUUGUGUGCAGUGCAUUAAUUUAAUGGAAAAUUAAUUUUCCUGUGGCAGGGGUUGAAGCGUAAUGAAAGAUGGUUCCGAGGAGUUUGCUGCAGAGAUAUCUGCCUUAUACAAUAAUAACGGCAAUAUUUCUAAUGUUGGACGGUAGCACAAGUGCCUAUGUGGACAAAACGUUGGUGGUUAUGCCGAAAGGCCCGAGGACUUUGCAAAUGUUGGGCUCGAUGAAUCCCAAUCUGUUACACACGAUUAGUGACGUUUUAAAACCUGUGCCCACGGAUAUAGUACAGAUCCCGGUACCCUAUUACCCUAGCUUUCGGCGACUUCUUCCAUCUAGAAAAAUUCAUCCUUCAGCAAAGGCCGCCAUCUACCAUACGUACUACAAGAAGCAGUUUCAUCCAUCUGGAAAAUACCACUUCAACAUAAGAAAUACCAAACCUGGACCUUAUGACACACCAUUUGUUCCGGUCAUGAAACCCAGCCCCAUCAAUCCAUUACACGUUGACACAACACCAGAGUACAAAUUCACCCCGAUCAACGUCCUUCCACCGGAUCCACCUUCCUUCGACACAGUUCGCAACUACGUUCAAAAGCUGAAAGCCAAGCAGAAAGCAUUCUUCGAAAACGAAGGACAAGACUUCAGCUACCAGAUUCCGAGCACCCCCAAACACAAUCCGUUCCCUAACAAUCAAGGAUCCAGGGUCUUCCACAAAAUCCCAGUACACCACAAACCAGAUCAGGAGUACGCCUUCUCGUCACACCCCAACGAACUUUCCUAUGUGGAUCAGGGAGACCUUAGCAUUCGACCUAGCGAUCACCAUUACUCCAACGGACAAGAGGAAGGCCACGAAUACGUAAUCCCACCGAAAAUCGAACUUCAGGAGAUAAUCAGCCCAGAAGAUGCUCAUUUCGUCCAGGAAGGCGACCAAUUAGUACUAAAAGCAAGAUACCCGGUGAUCUCCGACCAGCGGAACAUUCCACCGAAAGCUUUCGGAUUCUCCGAGAGAGAAGGUUCCAACUCCACUUCAAACAAAUAUAAAAACAAACGAUACCAAAACAACAAUCGUGCUCCCAGAGGACGCGAAAUUGAGGCUGACUUUUACGAUUCGGACGAAGGUCGGCGGAAGUUUGCCGAACAAGACUUUGACGAUGUAGCCGAGGAAGAACUCGACGAAGAAUUCGUCCCAAAAAAAACCUACACCCAGGUACGACACACGGACACAGUUCGUCACGAGAGACCCCCGGAAGACGAACCCCGAGCCAAAGAGAAAGUUACCGUCUCCAAGGUCAACAUUGUGUACUCCGAGAAAGGUAAAGAGGCCGAAAGCUUCGACCACGGCGCCGAACGUAACUACGGUGAGUUCCACUCCGAAUCGGAGCCAAAACAAAAACAUCGCAAGAAACGAGAUGUCUCCGACACCCCCGAAGAAGAAUAUUCCUUCGAAGAAGACUCAAACAGUCCAGAAAACGAGCUAGACUACGAAAUGUUACCAGAACCUUCGGCUUUGAACAACGACUCAGCAGAGCCCCUCCAGUACACCCAAGCGCUGGUGUUCCAGAACGAUACCGAUAUCAUGCUGCUACCCAUACCGGAAGCACUAGUAGAUCCACGUGAACUUCACGGUCAGGAGCUACUAAACUUCCUGGAUGAAGCCAUCAACAAUUCCACUCAAUACCUGCCUUUGGAAGAAAACAAAAUCCCAGCAUCAAUCAGUCCGGAAAUCAAACGACUCAAAGGUCAAGAUCUGAUCAACUAUCUGGACAAGGCGAUCAAAAGUUCCAAUCAGUACCUGUUGGAUAAGGCCGAGGUAGGUGGUGCGGGUCCGGAAGAUGUGUUCGAACAGAUUAAUGCGCCGCAGCUUGGCGACCCUUCACAAAACAGUGGAACAGCUGCAAAUAAAAUUUCAUCGCGCGCGGAUCACGAGGAAAUUGAAAUUAUUACGGGAUCACCAAAGUCCACCCGUAGAAAGAUCCUGCGCUACACCAAGGGCUACGUGCUGCCGGAGGCACCGGAAUUCCAGGUGGUGCGAUUUGUCCGACCUUUCGGGAAAUUUCUCCAACGCCACCAUGCAAUAAAGACCGAUGACGAGGAACACACAACAAGCGAGGAACAGCAGCAACAAAAUCCUAAAGCACUGACAGCCGAAGAGCUGGAGGCUUUCUUGAACAAACUUUCUGCCAAUUUGACGGAGAACGAGAUAAGACGGACGGAUUUUUUGAAUUUAACGCCGUAUUUGGAUAGAGCUUAUCAUUACGUAGAUAUCGAUACGGCACUGAAGGUAGCGGACAACGUUACGAGUCACAUUGAGGAGUUCAUCAGGGUUAGGAAUGCCAAGAGACAGAAUGAGAGUGCUGCGAGAGAUCUGUCCGAGGAUGAGUUCGUGCCUAUUCGAAGAGGAGACAUGGAUGCUGCCAGUUUACAGUAUGUACCCUCGAAGAGGACGGAAUUCGUUGGGGUUCCCAAGGAUGCUUACAAGAAUGCUAACAACCAGCAGUCCAAUCCAUCGGUGGUGGUUUACAAUGAUGUGAUUCAACAUAUCAAAAACCAUUUGGGGACGGCUUCGAAGGAUGGGAAUCUGCUGAUGAUUGCCGUUCCCAGGAGCCUUGAUGGUGAGGCGGAAACGCAAGGGGCUCAGCGAAGACAGGAUGAUGGGUUCAGUAGUUUUGGAGGGUCCCAUUUGGUGUCUUUACCCAUUUUUGACAUCAGCAAAUUUUAUCCUUCUUUGGGGGGAAUUGAGUUUGGGGCGGAAUCUAAGAUCAAAGCUAAACGAGUUAUUGAGGAGGAAGCCGAGCGGGUGGUUGAGAAAAAUCAUCGCCCUCCUUAUGUUGUUCGGGAUGAUAUAGCGGAUGCCUUCCAGGAGGUUCGAUAUAAGCCGACUCGCUACAAUCAGCUGUCAGCGAUUAAGCCUUACUCAGUGAAUGAAAAGCUGAAAGAUAUUCCACAGCCUGCAUUUAAGAGACCUGGUCCACCAUACGUGGACCUACCGAUGACGUCACAGGACAGCAGUCCCCGGCCGAAGGCAGCUGCGCCCAUAAAACAACGGAGAAACCGGAAACCUCCACGAUCGAGGCAUCGGAAGCGAGCACCACCUGUGAUUCGAAAGAAAAUUCGUAUAAUCAAACGGUGAUCCCCCGUUCAUUGACCAACUGAACUCUAACUCUAAACUUUUACACGCUGAGAAGAAAAAAGAUUUCACCCCACGAAGCCCAACGCGGAGGUGACCUACCGAAAUGCAAGAAAAGACCUCAAGCUAGUUUUCUUCACCAAAAAAAAAAAAAAAACCAGAGAGCACCGCCACCCGGCUGUUGGUGUAUUAUGGUAAUUGCAUGUAUCUGCGCACAUUGCACAUGCCUUCUGCUAGACAUAAUCAAAAGGGUUGCAAUUUUCGGUUUCCGCCCCCCUCCAUCAUCAGUUGUUAUAUUUAUUACCUACUUUUCCAUACAUUCUCCUCCCAUAACUAAAGACUUACCCGGCUAGAUGAUUGGGCAGAAAAGCCGCAAACAAACGAAUGAACCUCUGCUAGGAGAUUUUUAAU